AUGGGCGCCGUCUCGCUUUUUGCCUCACUUGCGUUCAUCGCUGUCGCCUGUGCUGUUGACACCUGUUCCAAGUCGGAUUGUCCGAAAAUGAGCACCUCUGAGAGAACCUUCAUCGCCGUCAAGCCUGAUGGAGUCCACCGGUACGUUUGGCAGCGAUAUUUAGGCCCUAGAAAGGGCGGUUUUAGGAUUACACAAAAAUUUAAUUAACAAUCCUUUUUCAGCGGACUUGUCGGCAAGAUCAUCGCUCGCUUCGAGGAGCGCGGCUUCAAGCUUGUUGCUCUCAAGCAACUGACCGCCUCGAAGGCCCAUCUCGAGGUAAGUCCAUCUACAUCCCGAGUAUUUUAGGCCAAACAACAAUAAUUUUUUAGGUUCAUUACCAAGACCUGAAGGACAAGCCAUUCUUCCCAGCUCUCAUCGAGUACAUGAGCUCUGGACCAGUCGUCGCCAUGGUCUGGCAGGGACUCGAUGCCGUCAAGCAAGGACGCAUCAUGCUCGGAGCCACCAACCCGCUCGCUUCCGCUCCAGGAACUAUCCGCGGAGACUUCGCCAUCCAAACCGGACGUAACAUCUGCCACGGAUCGGACUCGGUCGACUCUGCCAACCGCGAGAUCGCUCACUGGUUCAAGCAGGAGGAGCUCAACGACUACACCAGCGCCCUCAUCAACUCGUGGGUCUACGAAUAA
Messenger RNA from Caenorhabditis sp. 36 PRJEB53466, 683 nucleotides. The record is from the annotation of a GenBank genome assembly. NCBI's taxonomy places the organism in Eukaryota, Metazoa, Nematoda, Chromadorea, Rhabditida, Rhabditidae.